UCUUUUUUCUUCCCCUCCUUCGAUCUCACCCAUACAUCCAUGUAUCGCAGAAGAGAGAGAAACUAGAGAGAGAAAAUUCCCUUAGAGUAAAAGAGAAAAAGAGAGAGAGAGAGAGAGAAAUAUGAAGAAGUGCGAGCUGUGCAAGCUCCAGGCCCGGGCCUAUUGCGAGUCGGACCAGGCGAGCCUGUGCUGGGACUGCGAUGCCAAGGUCCACGGAGCCAAUUUCCUUGUGGCUCGCCACUCCCGGACCCUUCUCUGCCACGCGUGCCAGUCCCAAACUCCCUGGAAGGCUGCCGGCGCCAAGCUCGGCCAUACGGUCUCCGUCUGCGAGCGCUGCGUCGGAAACAAAGAAGAAGUGAGAGAGAGCCAAGGAGGCAAUGAUGAUGACGAAUACGACGACGAUGAAGAUGAUGAUGAUCAUGAUGUAGAUGAUGUGGUCGACGACGACGACGAUGAUGAUGGUGGUGGUGAGGAGGAAGAGGAAGAGGAGGAGGAGGAGGAGGGGGAUAAUCAGGUGGUGCCGUGGUCUACGACGACGCCUCCGCCAUCGGCGAGUUGCUCGAGCAGCGAAGAGGAACCGGUUAGAGUCUCUUCGUUGAAGCGAAUGCGUCAGAAUGGCUCAGAUCUUCGAAGCCCUCAGAAGGACGAUCUCGGCCGUUCAUCGGGCGGUGCGGCUUUGACGGCUCAGGCGGAUGACUGGGAGGCGACUUCGACUGACUCAUCGAGGCCUUGGAAGAACCAGAGGACCGAACCGGACCGGCCGGUUCAACUUUAUGACGGUUCGGCAUCUUCUUCGGCGACCAUUAUGUCGUUCAAAAGAUAUAAUCGGCGAGAUCUCCGUGAACCGAGAGAGGGAUCUAAAUCUAAAAGCCCUUGAUUUGUUUCCCUCGGAUUCUCUUAGCCGUACGAUUUGAGGUAGCUUGUGGUAGAUAUUUUCAUAAUUUGACCCCCUCCUUCUAACAAAAGUAUUAGCUGUUCCCCGUUACUUAAUUUGUACUACUAAUUUAGAGGAUGGAGAUUAUGGUUCUCUCUUAUUUUCCUUGUUUAAGGGUGGUAUCCGAGUUUAGCAAAGAAUUUUUAUGUCUUGAAAAAGUACCUUGUAUUGGCAUUCAUAUGGAUUCUCUAUUAGAUUUCACAUUUCCUCUA
Molecule: messenger RNA, 1146 nt
Organism: Corylus avellana
Lineage: Eukaryota; Viridiplantae; Streptophyta; Magnoliopsida; Fagales; Betulaceae
Source: RefSeq, a predicted model, not a curated record